AUGUUUGAUGGGUUGUUUUGUAUUUCUUUUUCCUCGAGAGAAUUUGAGUAUAGUGAACAUGAUUGUUAUCGUAUAGGAGAUAAUUUGUAUCUAUGGAACCCGAUAUGUAGAAAAUCUAAAAGGCUUCCGGGACUUGAACUCUCGACCUCUGGUGUGAGCUUUGGGCAAUAUGGUGGUGUGAGCUUUGGGUAUUAUGGUGGUGAUUAUAAAGUGAUAGUAAUUUCUUCGUGUACUGGUUGUAAAUAUUUUGUUUCCAUUUACAGCUUAAGUAGUCAUUGUUGGAACGUUAUUCGUACUAAUUGUUAUUAUCAAGAGGUUAGUGAUUUUACUAUUCACCAUCCUACCAGGUUUGUAUAUGGUACUGCAUAUAUGAUAACAGCUAUGCGAAGGACAGCAUUUUCAUAUCUACCGCUGAUGGUAUGGUUUGAUUUACGCGAUGAGACUAUCCAACAGUUGAAGUGUCCGGAAGAAUUUGUUCAUUAUGGUUCUUGCUAUACCAUUGAAGCGUAUGGAGAAUCAAUUGCUGUUUUCGGAUGUGGUAUUAGAGAGGAUCAUGAGCGGUAUCUUGACAUGUGGACAUUUUUAAGAGACAAGGACUCAUCCAAAUCAAGCUGGGAAAAGAAGCUGGUUAUUAAGAUGAAAAAUGGGUUGUAUACUAAUUUUCCAUUAGGCUUCAGGCUUCUUAGACAAUGGUAA
Daucus carota subsp. sativus is the source of this 696-nucleotide messenger RNA. RefSeq lists its product as uncharacterized. The record is from RefSeq and is a predicted model, not a curated record. Bases 1 to 696 code for a protein of 231 amino acids. NCBI's taxonomy places the organism in Eukaryota, Viridiplantae, Streptophyta, Magnoliopsida, Apiales, Apiaceae. The transcript has a single exon.